CCGGCCGGAGGUUUUAAACGUGGCGCGGAAAGCGGCGACCGGGCAGAGCCAAGCAGAGCGGCCUGCCAGCAGCAUCGGUACCACCAGCAGCACCAGCACCCACCAGGAUGUCGGCCACGCACUUCAACCGCGGCCCGGCCUAUGGCAUGUCGGCGGAGGUCAAGAACAAGUUAGCUCAGAAAUAUGAUCCACAGAGGGAGCAGGAAUUGCGGCAAUGGAUCGAGGAAACAACAGGGAAGCGUAUUGGUGAAAACUUCAUGGAAAGUUUGAAAGACGGAGUCAUCCUAUGCGAGCUCAUCAACAAACUCCAGCCGGGAUCUGUGCGGAAGGUGAAUGAGUCCACCCAGAACUGGCACCAGCUGGAGAACAUCGGCAACUUCAUCAAGGCCAUCACAAAAUACGGAGUGAAGCCCCACGACAUCUUUGAGGCCAACGACCUCUUUGAGAACACGAACCACACCCAAGUUCAGUCCACCCUCAUCGCUCUCGCCAGCAUGGCCAAGACCAAAGGCAGCAAGGUGAACGUGGGGGUGAAAUAUGCCGAGAAGCAGCAGCGUAAAUUCCUACCGGAGAAGUUGAAAGAAGGACGCAACAUCAUCGGGCUGCAGAUGGGUACCAACAAGUUUGCCAGCCAGCAAGGCAUGACUGCAUAUGGGACUCGCCGGCACCUGUAUGAUCCCAAGUUGGGCACGGACCAGCCCUUGGAUCAAGCCACAAUUAGCCUGCAAAUGGGCACCAACAAAGGGGCGAGUCAGGCUGGCAUGACCGCUCCGGGAACCAAGCGGCAGAUCUUUGAGCCUUCACUGGGCAUGGAGCACUGCGACACCCUGAACAUCUCCCUGCAGAUGGGGAGCAACAAAGGGGCCUCCCAGCAGGGCAUGACUGUGUAUGGGCUCCCUCGGCAGGUCUAUGACUCCAAGUACUGCCUCACGCCCAACUACCCCAUCAUUGGAGAGGAAGAGGACCACUACAACCACAGCCAACACAACUUCUACAACUCAGAAUAGCCGGCUGGGAAUGAGGGACAGAAUCGCAACAGGGGCCCGGGCGUCACGACAGGGUUUCUAAGAACAGAAGAUCCCAAACCAAACGGUUACCUUAUGCCGGGAAUUAGAAGAAAAUCCAGAUAGCUCCCUGAAAUGCAAACCAGCUUGCCUCCAGACUACGCCAAAGCUAGGCUUCGCCGCCGUCACUGAACCUUAACGCUUCUUCGUCUUGAUGCCUCGCACGCUGUUAAGUUAAACAACCAACCACUGCAGCAUCUUUUAAGAUUGCAUGGGUGCGGCUCAAAGCCGUCGGGAGAGGAGGUCACAGUAACAGAGGCCAAAGUGGGUUGGGAGAAGUGGAAACGGGGGGGGGGGGGGG
This is a messenger RNA of Sphaerodactylus townsendi, 1365 nucleotides long. It is a transcript of the gene CNN1, whose product is annotated as calponin 1. The record is from RefSeq and is a predicted model, not a curated record. Gene Ontology annotation, molecular function: actin binding. Gene Ontology annotation, biological process: actomyosin structure organization. Lineage: Eukaryota; Metazoa; Chordata; Lepidosauria; Squamata; Sphaerodactylidae. The coding region runs from base 108 to 1007 and encodes 299 amino acids. The transcript is spliced from 7 exons.